GGAGGACACAGCCCCUUAGGGCCAGCCCAGCACCAGGUUCCCCUGCCCCAGCCACGCAGGGCCACGCUGUCUGGGUGCGGGUGCACAAAGCCCCUGUCUGCCCAGGCAGUGCUCUGCUUGCACAGGCGGAACCAGCACAGACAAGCGUGUGGUGUGUCCCACAAGCGCUGAGUGUCCCCUAGGACACGCUCUCCAUCCCCGGUGCCCUUGCCCUGAGCCCCAGUGGGACCCAGGGGCUGUACUGUGCGGAGAGCCCUGCAGGCUUGGUCGGUCUCUCACUGCCAUCUUUGUUUCAGCUGCUGGCCUCCAGCCAUGUGACACCAAACAUGUUUGCUGGGGUGUACAAAAUCCGGAAGCUGCUGCUGCCUCCAAGGCUGUUCUCCAUGCUGCUCCAUGGCCUCGUCACACUGUCAGAGUCACCUGACUCGGCAAGGAAAAUACUGGUCAUGCUGCCAGACUUGACGAACAUCCUGCACAGUGUCCACAGUGACGACAAGAUGAGGGCCCUGCUCAUAUUCAGAAACGUGAUGGGUCAUUUGAAGAAGCAGGCCAGCUCCAUCGCUCUGGAGCUGGCCGGGCAGCUCCGUCAUCUCUUUGAUGAUGAGUGCAGCCAGAUACGAGAGCUCUCCAUCUGCCUCUUCAAAGACAUAAUACAGAUGGCGGAUUGGAAGGACAAGCGGCAGAUGCAGAGGCAGGUGCGGAGGAGCCUGGUCCCACUCGUGUUGCACAUGAGUGAUGAGAUGGAGAGCGUGGCCAAGGCCCCUCAGGAAGCCCUCUGGGCAGCUGCGAAGGUGCUCAAAUGCAAAGGGCUAAGUCCCCAUGUGGAGACACUGGAGAGAUGGAGAACUGUGGAGCUCUUGCUGGAGCAGGAGCAGAGCAGAGCUGAAGAAUACGUGGGUCAGAGCCUGCUUUACCUGCAGCACGCUCAGGUCAGCGUGAGACUGGCAGCCGUGAGGUUCAUCGGGCUGGCCGCGCGGUGCCUGAAGGACAACAGCAGGGACAUGCUUCUGAAGGUCUGGGAAGUGUCCGGCAGGACGGUGACGGGACAGAGCGGGAGCGCAAGACUGGUGCAGACCCCUGAGCGCAGCCCACAUUGCUCCCUGUUGCCCCAGCAGCCCCGCGGUGCCGAGACACUUCUUGGAACAUUCUUCAUUCCCCACCCUAUACCUUUGUCUGAAGAGGAUGAUGGAGGAACACGCUGCGUGCAUGCAGUUCAUCCAGACUUUUCUGGAGAGCUCAGUGAAGGUAACUGCAGCCAUUUCCAGGGUAGCAGUGUCUGCGAUUCCUGA
Neopsephotus bourkii (Bourke's parrot) is the source of this 1289-nucleotide messenger RNA. RefSeq lists its product as uncharacterized. The record is from RefSeq and is a predicted model, not a curated record. Gene Ontology annotation, cellular component: cytoplasm. NCBI's taxonomy places the organism in Eukaryota, Metazoa, Chordata, Aves, Psittaciformes, Psittacidae. The transcript has 7 exons. Bases 327 to 1289 code for a protein of 320 amino acids.